CCCCUCCCCUCCCUCGCGCUCGCACCAGCUAUGGCUGUCCUCCCGCCAGACAGCCUCGCGCUCAUCGCGAGCCUGCUCCAGGCCGACCUCGCCGAGCUGCGCCAACAGCACGCCCGCCAGCCGCAAGCGGCUGCCGGUUCGGCGACGAGCGACGAGGACGACGCGCUCGCCCUCUACGAGCAGGAGCUCGCCGGACUCGUACAGGCCGACAAGGACGCGAAGCUCGCCCGCAGCCUCGCCGCCGCCGCCGCCACCGACGGCCCGCUCUUCCAGGCGCUCGCUCGCGAGGAGGAGGCCGCUCGCGAGGACCACCGCCUCGCGCUCCAGCUCUCGACCGAGGUCGACGACGAUGGCGACGACGAGCCCAUGCGGCAGGACUACUACUGCAGACCCGUCGCGCCCGUCGGCCCGCAGCACCAGCCCCGUCCUGUACCCGUCGCUUCGACCGAGUACUGCGGCGAGUGCAUCGCCUGCACCGACACGUUCCUGUCGUCGUCUCUCGUGCACGUCCGGUGCAAGGACAACCACGCGUACUGCGGCGCGUGCCUCCACGAUUUGUUCGUCGCGGCGACCAAGGACGAGUCGCUGUUCCCGCCGCGGUGCGACGGCGCCGAGAUCCCGCUCGACCUCGUCAAGCGGUACCUGAGCCAGCAAGAACUGUUCGAGUACUCGCGCAAGGCAGCCGAGUUCAGCACGCCCAAGCGCCUGUACUGCGCCGUCGCCACCUGUUCGACCUUCCUCGGCGCCGCGUCGGGCCAUCAGGUCGCCGUCAAAUGCCCGACAUGUCAGCGCUCGACGUGCGCAGGGUGCAAGGGCCCGUGGCACGGCCCGAUCGCCGUGUGCGGCGCGAGCCCGGACGCCGACGCGGCGAGGGCGCUCGAGCGAGAGUUCCAGUUCAAGCAGUGCCCGAGCUGCAAGCGCGUCGUCGAGCUCGAUUCGGGUUGCCACCACAUCUACUGCCGGUGCGGCCACGAGUUCUGCUACUUGUGCGCCGCCAAGUGGCAAGGAGGGCGGCAGACGUGCGAUUGUCCGCUCUGGGAGGAGCGUCGGCUGCUCCACGCGCAGAACGAGGACCUCGGCGUCGCUCAAGCGGCCGCACCGGCGCAGGUCGUCCGGGCGGUCCGAGCGGCUGCAGUCGCGGCGCCCGUUCGCGCGCCAGUCGCGCCGCCUGCUGUUCCUCAAGUCGUCGAUUGCGGUCACCGUCACGUGGUCAAGAUCGAGGGCGCCGGCCGGUGCACCGAGUGCGCCGCCAACCUGCACCUCUUCCUCCUCCGCUGCAACGAUUGUCGCGCCAACCUGUGCGUGCGCUGCCGCCGCAACCGCGCUCGAGUCGCAGCAUGAGGGGCGUCAAGCUGUCGAGCAGGUGGGCGUCGGGGCGUGCAGAGUACGACGAGCGAGCUUGUAGUCGUCGGCGUGGACGAGCAGCGACUCGAGGGAGACGAGCGAGGUUUGGAAUGCUUAGCGGCGCCUGAACAGCAUGUGCGCCCGUGCCGG
Rhodotorula graminis WP1 is the source of this 1494-nucleotide messenger RNA. RefSeq lists its product as uncharacterized. The record is from RefSeq and is a predicted model, not a curated record. NCBI's taxonomy places the organism in Eukaryota, Fungi, Basidiomycota, Microbotryomycetes, Sporidiobolales, Sporidiobolaceae. The transcript is spliced from 3 exons. Bases 31 to 1341 code for a protein of 436 amino acids. Gene Ontology annotation, molecular function: ubiquitin protein ligase activity; ubiquitin conjugating enzyme binding; zinc ion binding. Gene Ontology annotation, cellular component: ubiquitin ligase complex; cytoplasm. Gene Ontology annotation, biological process: protein polyubiquitination; positive regulation of proteasomal ubiquitin-dependent protein catabolic process; ubiquitin-dependent protein catabolic process.